This is a messenger RNA of Spodoptera litura, 1122 nucleotides long. RefSeq lists its product as uncharacterized. The record is from RefSeq and is a predicted model, not a curated record. NCBI's taxonomy places the organism in Eukaryota, Metazoa, Arthropoda, Insecta, Lepidoptera, Noctuidae.
ACCAAAGAGUCUAGUGGGAAAACUCUGAAUUCUUUUUAUCAGACUCUUAGGGUAGGGCUUUGUUUGUGUAGAAUUUUAUUAAACUGUGAACAAUGAAUAGUUGUUUAAUAUGUUUUUGAUUUGUCGUACAAAAAAUUCUAUAGAAUAGUUAAAAUAAAUUAUAAAUAAAAUUAGAUAAAUAAUUAGUGACCUUGAGCGUAAGCAAUACAGCUGUCAAAUAACCUAACCAAGAUUUUUGUAAAAUAAAGAUGAAUACAAGUUUCUUUUGUGAACAUUUAGUAUAUUUAACGUAGAUAUAGAUAAUUUGUUGCAAUGGAUGAAGCCGUCACGCAUUAUAUAAAUUCCCACCCAGCUGAUGAGGCAGUGCAUGUGGAUGGAAAUGCUUUGGCACUCGCAUUGGUACAGGAUGACGGUGGCAGCAGGGUGUCCAUCAUGCAUUCUCAAUCCUACUCCUCGUCGCUCUGCAGCAGGCAGGUUACUCUGUCUGAUCAAGUGGGAGAUGGUCAGUGGAGUGAGGAGCUGGUGGAUCCAGAUGGCAGGAUUGGAAGGCUGGCUGCUCUCAUGGCUCAUUUCCAGGCCCAGCAAUCUAAGGGGCCACCACAGCUACACCAUAAGGUACAGGCAGUGAGAGGCGAUGUGGAUACGUCUAUCAUGCUUGAUAACUCCAUAAGGCUAUUCCAUGGCCAACCUAUGGAUCACUCUCCAGACCCAAUGGUAGUGGAAGUUCCUCACUUGCCUCCGCUGCCACCCCUGCAGGAGAUGAAGCGGUGCCAGGAUAACGACUGGUUCAAUAAUAAGGCCAAAUCAUCACUUAAAGAUGAUUCAUCGAUGAUAGAUUCCGAUGGGCCGGUGUUAGAGUUAGGGGCGGGCGCAUCACCUGGUCAUCACAAACACCAGAACAAGAAAAGUCUUCCACAUAAAAAGAGAAUUUCUAGGAAACUGAAGAAAAAUAAUGGCAACUGCACGCCCCAGCAGGAUCUGGUGGUCAUCAGCUGCACAGACGUGGAAGGUCGCAUUAGUUGCGUGGAUCACAGCCAGGAACAAGAGAUACUGCCCGACACCUUCGUGCCACAGGAUCAUAUCCCGGAGGAAACUCAUCAUAUUACGCAUGAGUCAGGUUAA